Linum trigynum is the source of this 2370-nucleotide messenger RNA. The record is from the annotation of a GenBank genome assembly. Lineage: Eukaryota; Viridiplantae; Streptophyta; Magnoliopsida; Malpighiales; Linaceae.
UCUUGCACUAGUUACCAAGGUUGCAAAAAUGUCACCUAGUGAAGGAACAUUCCCAAAGCAAAAGUAUCGUAAUCACUAAACAUCUACAACCUUUGGAUAGACGGCCCAUUGAGAAUAUACCUAUGCAUUAAUUUAGGUCUAAUUGGGCUAAUCCGGCCCGUGAAGAAUAGACCUACCAAGCAAAGGGAAAGGGUUGUGGUCUUGUCACUCUUGUGGAUCGAAGAUUCCGUCCUCCUAAACCAUAAAUUAAAAUAAGGCGAAAUCCUAAGGCUGCAACCUAACUAUCAAACCGCUGGAGAUUUCAUAUGCACCGUCCGAUCUGAUUGGCCACCGAUGGGUGGAGGACGGCACGAUCUGCCAGAAAUCACCGGCAACGCAGCGAGCGUGCAAAGGAUUGGACCUCAAAUACGGUUCCCUCUCUCUCUUCCAAUCGUUCUACGUAGUCCAUUCUUCUGUUCAUUCUUUUGGGGAUCGACGAUCGCUCAUUGAUCUGUGAAGGUUUGUUGCAAUAAGUCUCUUCCUUUUUUGUUCAGUUUCGAAGUUCCCCUGUUUCGAAGUUUCGUUCAAUUUCGGCUAAUUUGAUUUUCCGUGUUGUAAUCGCAUCUGGGCUCUUUGUUUUCAGGGUGUUUGGUGACUCGUUGUUGUUGGGUUCGUUCAAAUCUCUGCACAAGUUUGAAGCUUUGACUGCGAUCUCAUCUGGGGUUUUUGUAGAUUUCCUUCGAGUUUCCAGUUUCGCGGGUUUGGGGUUCGUCGCUUGCCCUUUCGAUUCUCCUUUUUCAAGGUUAAAGCUAUUCUUUUUAUGGAAUUUGAAUGCCAAGCAAGCAUUGACGUUACAGAAAAUCGAGCUUGCAUAGAAAAUUCUACUCCUAGAGACAUUGCAGUUUCAAAGCACAAGUUCAAUUUCUCUUCUCGAAGCGAGAUAUUAAGCAGUGUUGUUGCACAAGAGUUUCCCUGUGGUGAUGAUAAUGUUCUGCCCGGUUUUUGUCGCUCAAUCAUCGACCUUCCUCCAGCAUUGAUAUCUGAAAUCCUGAAUUGCUUGGACCCUAAGGAGCUUGGUGUGGUUUCCUGCGUCUCGACCGUAUUGAACAGGCUAGCAGCUGAGAAUCCGGUUUGGAAGGAAGUCUACUGUGAAAGAUGGGGACUUCCUCUAGUCCCUCCUCCGUCGGUUGGAGUAGUAGCGCUUUCAGAUGAGAAGAACUGGAAGGAGCUGUUUGUGGAGAGGGAGUUCAGGAGUAGAACAUUCUUGGGACGUUAUAGCAUCGAUGUUCUGUAUGGUCACAAGGAAGCUGUUAGGACAGUUUUCCUGUUGUCUUCCGCCAAGCUCAUUUUCACCUCUGGAUAUGACUCAGUUGUACAGAUGUGGGACAUGGAGAACGGCCUCUCGUUGGCUUCAUCCCGGUCCCUUGGAUGCACCAUUCGAGCAGUUUCGGCUGAUUCAAAACUACUGGUUGCGGGUGGUACAGAUGGAUUCAUCCAGUGUUGGAAGGCAGUUGAAAGUCUCCCACACUUGUUCGACCUCAAGGAUCCCACAUCCGAGUUCAGGCUUUGGGAGCAUGUCGGACCCAUUACUUGUCUUGCCUUGGACCCUACAAAAAUCUAUAGCGGUUCAUGGGACAUGACCAUUCGUGUAUGGGAUCGAUCUUCCCUGAAAUGCUUGCAGGUCUUGAGUCAUGAAGACUGGGUUUGGAGCCUUGUUCCUCAAGGUACCACCGUUGCAGCUGCAUCUGGUUCAGAUGUAUAUGUAUGGGAUACUCGUCGAGGGACUUUACUAAAUGUCGUCACUCAGGCUCAUGCUGGGAAUGUUUUUGCUAUCACUCGAAGUCACAUGGGGGACCUUCUUUUCACCGGAGGAGAAGAUGGGGCAAUACACAUGUACGAGAUGGGUAAUACCGACUCGUCCAAAAUCGCUUCUUGGGUUGCUCACUCUGGUCCGGUUUACUCUCUGGCAUUCGAGUUCCCUUGGCUGGUCUCGUCUUCUGGUGAUGGGAAAAUGGCGCUCAUCGAUGUGAGGAAGCUGCUGAGAUUGGCCAAACGAGCCAAAUUCUCUUUGAGAGCGAGAAAGGUGGUGGAGAGCAGCAUUGUGGAGCUUCCACAGAGGAUGUUGCACGGAUUUGUUUUAUGUCCCUUUGAUCCAUUUGCUGAUCAAUAAUAACCUGCUGCCAUUUUUCUGGAUAUUUUCUGCAGCAUUUUCUGCUUGGUUCUUGUGUGGUUAUGAUUUAUCCAUUGGCUUUUCUGCUGCUGGUUUGUUAAGCAUCUGACCUUAUUGGAAAGUUUGGUCCCAAGUUCCCAACCAAUUCCUCAACUUGGUCAUAUCAGAGAUCGAAGUCAGGGUGACUGAUUUGUUAAUGGCACUAAAGUUUAGUGACUGUU